Messenger RNA from Plasmodium inui San Antonio 1, 324 nucleotides. RefSeq lists its product as hypothetical. The coding region runs from base 1 to 324 and encodes 107 amino acids. The transcript is spliced from 2 exons. The record is from RefSeq and is a predicted model, not a curated record. Lineage: Eukaryota; Apicomplexa; Aconoidasida; Haemosporida; Plasmodiidae.
AUGUAUUUAAUUUACAAUGUUUCUUGUAAUAAAUUACCCCAAAUUAAAUGCUUUAACGGAAAAAUUAUUCUAACUGAUGGAAAAUUUCAGAAAUCAGUUAAGCAAUUCAAAUUUGUACACAUCAUUCACACACAAUUUGAUUCAUUAAACAAAAGUGAUGAUAUAAAGAGCUCAUUUAAUUUAUCGCAGUCCGUGAAUGAUGAUGAGCAUGAUUUAGUCGAUGACAUAAAAGGUGACAUCACUCUUGAGGAUUCAAGUUUCGAUUUAAAAUCUAACAAUUAUUUCGAAGCAAGAAAUAAGCUAAGAAAAAAAAGGAUAUCUUAA